Cydia pomonella (codling moth) is the source of this 4153-nucleotide messenger RNA. RefSeq lists its product as uncharacterized. Gene Ontology annotation, molecular function: zinc ion binding; nucleic acid binding. The coding region runs from base 148 to 984 and encodes 278 amino acids. Lineage: Eukaryota; Metazoa; Arthropoda; Insecta; Lepidoptera; Tortricidae. The transcript is spliced from 2 exons. The record is from RefSeq and is a predicted model, not a curated record.
ACAGGCGCGGCUAUUUGUAAUGUACAAAAACCAGUAAUAAACGAGCAUCUAUCAGAUCCGGUUGUUUCACUAAAGUACUUGUAGAUACCUCACUGGCGACGAUCCGUGACUUACCCGCGUGUGUAUUUAAAAUAAUUGUUAUUUAUAAUGGCUACUACUUUUAUCGGAAAUUUAAGUCAUUUUGACCAUAACACCCAAGAAUGGGAAAUUUUCAGUAGUCGUUUGAAGCAGUUCAUUGUUUUAAACCAAAUAAAAGAUGAGAUGAGACAGGCAGUGCUACUGACACAUCUGCAUGACGAUACAUACCGGCUGUUGAAGAACCUUGUGUACCCGAGUAAGGUAGAAGAGGUCGGGUACGACGAGUUGUUGAGGGUGCUCGACGGUCAUUUUACUCCGAAGAGGUGUACCUUCGCUGAUAAGACCAAAUUCUACGAGGCUAUGCGUGACGUGGGGGAGAGUGUCGAGAAGUGGGCGGCUAGGAUCAGAGGACUCGCCGUACACUGCGAGUUUGGAAACUCGCUGGACAUGCUGCUGCGGGACAAGUUCGUGCUGGGGCUACGCGCCGGCAAGGAGCGCGAGCGACUCUUCGAGCAGGACGCCACCACGCUCACGCUGGCGAAGGCGAUGGAGCUGGCACAGCAGACGGAGUGCGCGCAGAAGGCACGCGCCGAUGCAGUGGCCGUGGCCGUGAAGCAGGAGCCGGUGUACCGGGCGGGCGCGCAGCCGUCCGCCGGCCGCCGGGACCCCGAGGCGAGGACCUGCUCGGUGUGCGGUAUGAGGAGCCACGACGAGAGUAGGUGCCGAUAUAAGUCCUACCGGUGCCAACUGUGUGGUGAAAAGGGACACCUCAAGAAAGUGUGUACUUCCAAGAAGCAGUCCAAGAGUCGUGUGAACAAUGUUGAAGCGACAGAGUUCUCGGCAGAAGGUGGGGACUGCGAAAAUUGCAAGGAGUGUAAACUUCUAAGUUUAAGAUGUAAAAAUUAAUCAGAGCUCGAGUGAGGUAACAAGGUUGUUAGAACAAUUUAGGAGUUUAUUCGAAGAAGGGUUGGGCAAAUUUAAUAAGUUCAAAGUACACUUGCAAUUGAAAGAGAACGUUAAACCUAAGUUUUUCAAACCGCGGUCAGUUCCGUUCGCUCUAAAAAAACGGGUAGAGGAAGAAAUCGACCGGCUGGUAGAUUUAGGUAUACUCGUACCGGUUAAUUUUUCUGAAUACGCAACGCCUAUUGUGCCUGUUUUGAAGGAAAAUGGCAAGGUCAAAAUUGCAGGCGAUUUCUCUGUCACGUUAAAUAAAGACAUGGUUAUCGAUAAGUAUCCGAUGCCGCGUAUAGAGGAGGUGUUUGCUAAACUAGGCGGUGGUGAAAGUUACACGAAACUAGACCUUAGCAACGCGUACAAUCAGUUCGUUUUGUCUGAUAGCUCUCAGGCGCUUACGACCAUUAGCACUACAAAAGGUCUUUACAAAUAUACUAGGCUAGUUUAUGGUCUCGCCAACGGCCCGGCUAUUUUUCAACGCGCUAUGGAGUCACUGUUGGUAGGUAUUGACGGAGUCAGCUGUUGGUUGGACGACGUGUGUGUGACGGGACCGACGAACGAGAUUCAUUUGGCGCGAUUGCGAGAGGUUUUGACUAGGUUUAGUGAUGCAGGUUUAAAGUUACAGAAAGAGAAAUGUGUUUUCUUAGGUAGUAGUGUUACUUAUUUAGGCUACAUUAUUAAUAAAAACGGCUUACGAACGUCUCAAAAAAAGGUGGAAGCUAUUCAUAAGGCACCAAGGCCGACUAAUGUAACGGAGGUAAAGAGUUUUUUAGGACUCGUAAAUUAUUACCGUAGUUUCAUUCCGAACGCAUCGAACAUGUUAAGUCCGUUACACGAACUACUGCGCGCGGAGGCAAAAUGGGAGUGGGGACGUUCACAGGAGGAGGCGUUUCAGGCAGUCAAAAGGGAGUUAGGCUCUGAGCGCGUGUUGGCUCAUUUUGACCCGGAGGCUCAGCCAGUGCUCAGUGUGGAUGCAGGACCUGGGGGGUUAGGUGCCCUUCUGGCACAACGCGACCCGGCAACCGGUGCCGAGCUCCCACUCGCGUUCGCCUCGCGCUCGCUCAACGCUAGCGAGAGGAACUACAGUCAACUUCAGAAAGAAGCCGCGGCAAUCAUUUUUGGUGUUAAAAAGUUCCACCAGUAUCUAUAUGGCAGGCAAGAUCCGUUCAUUUUAAAAACCGACCAUAGGCCUUUGUUGUCCAUUUUCGGCAAAAAUAGCGGCAUUCCUGUCAUGACCGCUUCCCGGCUACAGCGAUAUGCAAUUAUUUUAUCAGCGUAUAAUUAUAAGGUUCAGUAUAUAAGCAGUGCAAAUAAUCUCGUAGCUGAUUAUUUUUCUCGUGCGCCGUUGCCUAACAUGAACAAUGAUGAACAUAACGAAGAUUAUGAUGACGUGUCUUAUUUAAACUUUUUAGACGACAGUGUGACUCCCGUGACAGCUGAUAAAAUAAGACAAGCUACCGGAAAUGACCCUACACUAAAAAAAGUUUUUAGGUAUAUGAGUCUCGGUUGGCCGCGAAAGAUAAGCUGUGCAUCUAUUGUACCUUAUUUUAGAUGCAAAGCCGACUUACAAAUAGAUCAUGGUAUUCUUUUCCGUGGCCACAGGGUGGUUAUUCCGACAAUAUUUCGAGAUCAGCUGUUACGUGAAUUACACACCGGACAUUUAGGUAUUGUCAAGACGAAAAGCAUCGCGCGCGGUAAGAUGUGGUGGCCUAACAUUGAUGGCGAUAUCGAGCGCUGGAUCGGCUCAUGCGCCGCCUGCGUGGCCGUGCGCGCCGCCCCUCCCCGCGCCGCUCCCGCGCCUUGGCCGCGUCCUCCGUCUGCCUGGUACCGGGUACAUAUCGAUUACAUGUCUAUUCAUCAGAAAGUUUACCUAAUUGUCAUUGACGCAUAUAGCAAAUGGUUAGAGUGUCUUUUGAUGGACAAAGGUACUACUACUCGAGCGCUGAUAUGUAAACUUAAGGAAAUAUUUUCCAGAUUUGGCGUACCGAAUGUCAUUGUAUCCGACAAUGAUAUUAAAAUUAAUUCGGCCGAAUUUAAUUCUUUUUGUGCAAUGAAUGGCAUUCGUUACGUCACUUCUCCAGUUUAUCACGCGGCCAGCAAUGGUCAGGCCGAGAAUUCUGUGAAAACAUGUAAAAAGAUGAUUAAAUGUAUAGAUAAAACAGAUAAGUCAAAAGUUGAGGAUAAACUGAUGGGCUUAUUAUUCGAGUACCGUAAUACUCCCCAUUGUUCUACGGGCCAAACUCCAGCGAGUUUGAUGAUGGGCCGUAAUUUAAGAUCACGGCUAGAUCUUGUGAUACCAGAUGUUAAUAAAACUAAAGACAAUAUUGACAAAUGUGUUAUAGACAAUUGUAGAAAAUUCAAUAUCGGGGAUCAAGUAUGGGUUAAAUGGUUUACUGAAAAAAAAGAGAUUUGGGUUUUAGGCACUAUUCAAAAUAAAAUUGGUAACCGAAUGUUUUUGAUUUAUGUGCAUACUAAAAAUACUGUAUGUAGACGCCACGUAGAUCAAAUGCUUAUGUAUACAGGUGGUGAAUUUGACGUUAUUAAUGAAACCGAGGAUGCCGGGGCUGACGAGGACUCGUGGUCGCCACCGCUCGAGCCGCCGCCAGCUCCGGCUGGUUCCGCGCCCCCGGCGGCGUGCGUGAACCCUCCGCCAUCCUCCCUCCGGGCUGACAGUCCUCUACAGGCGGAUGUUCAGCCGCGUGACGUAGUGAGCGAUGAGUACGAUACUGGGCUUUCCGGGGAGGAGGAGGAAGUAGAGGAGCGUGAGGGGUCGCGCGCGCCGGCCGCGGUGGUUCCGGAGGCCGCGGAGGCCGUGGUCGCACCUGCCGCGGAGGUGGCGCCCGCGCCCGCCGACGCACGGUUGCCGCCGCCGCUUCCGACAAUUACUAGACCGAAUUUAAGGCCUAGAGAUAAAAAUAUUAGUUACAAGUGUUAAUGUUAUUAUGUGGUUUAGUUAUGUGUGUGUUAGUUAUUAUACACCUUAUUUAGUGUUAAGUACUGAUGUAUUGUUUAUUCUAUUGGCAGGUCUUACAAUUAACGGUGGAGAAAUGUGGUGUAUUUGCAUGUGUGCGUCCGCGCGCACACAGGCGCGGCUAUUUGUAAUGUACAAAAACCAGUAAUA